Molecule: messenger RNA, 1671 nt
Organism: Daphnia carinata
Lineage: Eukaryota; Metazoa; Arthropoda; Branchiopoda; Diplostraca; Daphniidae
Gene: toy
Product: paired box protein Pax-6-like
Exons: 10
Coding region: 74-1531 (485 amino acids)
Biological process (GO): anatomical structure development; regulation of transcription by RNA polymerase II
Molecular function (GO): DNA-binding transcription factor activity, RNA polymerase II-specific; RNA polymerase II cis-regulatory region sequence-specific DNA binding
Source: RefSeq, a predicted model, not a curated record
UUUCAUUUUUAUUUUUGUCAUCAAGUCGUACCCCCCCAAAGCCUCCAAAAUUCAAGCCUUCAGCGAAGCCAGCAUGCCGCACAAAGGGCAUAGCGGGGUGAACCAGCUGGGGGGCGUCUACGUCAACGGGCGACCGCUGCCGGAUUCGACCCGCCAAAAGAUCGUGGAGCUGGCCCACUCCGGUGCCCGACCGUGCGACAUCUCGCGCAUCCUUCAGGUCUCCAACGGAUGCGUCUCCAAGAUACUCGGAAGGUAUUACGAGACGGGGUCAAUCAAGCCUCGUGCCAUUGGCGGCUCAAAACCGCGAGUGGCCACAUCGUGCGUCGUCACCAAGAUCGCCGACUACAAGCGCGAAUGCCCAUCCAUUUUCGCCUGGGAGAUCCGCGAUCGCCUCCUGUCCGAGGGCGUCUGCAACAACGACACCAUCCCCAGCGUCUCGUCGAUCAAUCGCGUGCUGCGGAACUUGGCGGCGCAGAAGGAACAGCAAUCGGCGGCCGCGGCCAGCGAGUCCGUCUACGACAAAUUGCGCAUGUUCAACGGGCAGGCCGGUGGAUGGGCGUGGUAUCCGGGUGCUCCGCCUCCGACUCACCCGGCGCUAGCCCUGCCUCACGGUCACGUUCCGGCUACUCCGCUACCCGGCGGUGGCCAUCACCUGAUUCGAGAUGAUCCGCACAAAAGAGAUUGCAACGAUGGCAACAUCUCCGACGGCAACUCGGACUUGCACAAUUCGUCGGGCGACGAGGACCCGCAGAUGCGGCUGCGUCUCAAGAGGAAGCUCCAGCGCAAUCGCACCUCCUUCACCAACGAGCAGAUUGAAAGUCUCGAGAAAGAAUUUGAACGGACUCACUAUCCAGAUGUUUUCGCUCGUGAACGACUCGCUGAAAAAAUUGGUCUACCUGAGGCACGUAUUCAGGUAUGGUUUAGCAAUCGACGGGCCAAGUGGCGGCGAGAAGAGAAAUUGCGCAACCAGCGCCGAGGUCCCGAAUCGACGAAUGGCAGUGGCAGUAGCGCAGGUGGCGUUGGCUCGUCUUCGUCGGCGGCGGCUGCAGCAGCGGCUGCCGCCGCGGCUACUGGCCGUCUCAACAGCAUCAACUCGGGCCUAAACAGCAUGUACCCGAGCCUGGCUCAACCUUUGGCUUCCAUGGCUGAACCCUACAGUUCCAUGGCGACUUCGCUCAGCAGCAUGGGCGGUAUGGGAGGCAGUUGCGGACUUCAACAGCGCGAUCCCGCCACGGCGGCCGCCUAUCCGUCUUACAUGUUCGCCCAUCACGGAGCCGAUCCUCUCAGCUCGCUUCAGUCGUCCUACAAUCAACACCAGAGAGCCGCGGCUGCGGCGGCAGCUUGCAGCGCCGCUCAGGCCUCGUCGGUCGCCGCUUCGGCCCAUAGUUACGCGGCCGCUACCAGCGCUCACGCUCAAACAGAUACUAUGUAUCGUUUAGGUGUUAUUUCCGCCGGCGUCUCAGUUCCGCUGCAAAUACCCAGCCAUCAGGGAUCCGACAUUGCGGCCAACUACUGGCACCGUCUCCAGUAAUCUUCGCUGUCGGACAUCAUUGCACCGACUAUCGGGAAAAAUUUUAAAGAAUCUCUUCAGAAGGAGAAGUAAUGAAAUAAGAAUGUGUAUGGUAUAAUGAUAUUCUAAACAAAAAAGAAAAAUAGUUGUGGAUUGCAGAA